AUGUCCAUCCUGAGGUCUCUGGAUGACCGCAUCUCUCUCUACGGCGAACGGCCGCGAGACCUGACCCCGCUGAGCGCGCUCAACGAAGUGUGCAAAGCGAAAGACCUGUACACGCAGGAGCCACAACACAUGGCGCCGUACCUUCCUGACAAGCUGAAGGUGACGAAGGGCGCCACCACCCCGCUCCCUCUAGAGUCCGUGCUCCCUGCCGGCGCUCUGCGGCUGGCGACGGACUUCAAGAAACACGUGUUGAAGAGUGAGAGUGAGCUUGAGGCAGAUCGUUUGAGAGGCGUCUCUGUCACUCCGUACUGGUGUCCGGACCUGCGGCGCUCAAAGCAGCGCCGCCGCGAGCUGUUCGCUACGCUGUGCGACCGCCAGCUUCUCACCUUCAGGCGACGCAUCUUUUCGAGGGUCUCAAUCUUCUUCGUCUGGAAGAAGACAGGUAUGACCAGGCUGAUUGUGGACGCCCGCUCGACCAACGAGAAGUGCCGGAUGCCCCCUCACACGGACUUGGGCACGAUCGCCGCCUUGGCGGACGUGGAUCUCAGCCUGGCCGAGCUCUCCGAUAUCGCGGACGCCGAGCUGAGCACCGAGGAGGAGGCCGAGCUUCUCAAGGGGCAGGGCGGGCUUUUCUCUCUCCCUUUCUCUGGGAGCUCUCUGGACGUGGUCGACGGCUUCUACCAGUUUGACAACUGGCGUAUGGCGAGCUGGUUCGGGAUGGAUGAUCCCGACGAGGCUGGCGUCUACGGAGUCACCGAGGUCUGGGAUGACGACCUCGAGGAGAUGGUGCCGCUGCAGCCCACUGACAUCGUGUACCCCUGCUUCAGAGCGCUUAGCAUGGGUUUUACGUGGGCUCUCUAUUUUUGUCAUUCAGCUGUGGAGCAUAUCGUCGCUGCCGGGGUCCCUGGAGGCGCCUCUCGCGCUGCUCGGGAGAAGCACCGGGCGCCGCAGGCCUCGUUUGCAAGCCCGAUCACCUCGACCUACGUCGACAACGCGGCCCUGCUGUCUGCUAAUACCAGUACUUCAGACCUACAGACUGUUCUUCAUCAGUUCUCUGCGCGUGACAUGCGCACACACGACAUAGUAGAGCACACCUUUGCGCUAGAGCACUUGGGCGCCGUCUUCGACGGACAUCGGCGUCUUCUGCAUCACCAGCCGCGCCGAGUGUGGCGGGUGUACCUGGCCGGCAAAGAACUACUCCGACGUCGGCGACUUCGAGGUGAGGUCCUUCGAGUCUGGAUCGGCCACGUGGUGCACCUCUUCAUGCUCAACAGGCCGGCGUUGUCCUGUCUGUGGGCAGUCUACCAGUUCAUCCAGCAUGCACUCGAGCGGCGGUGCCGGGUGUGGGGCUCUGUGCGCCAGGAGAUUAAGGUGAUUCUGGGUCUAGUCUUCCUCUGCCAGCGCGACUUGAGUGCUCCACGGUUGCGGAUGGCCUACUGCUCUGACUCCUCUGACUUGGGGUACUGCUUGGCGGUCACGAGCGCCUCGGAUGCUGAGCUUAGGGAGGCGGCAGCUUAUCACGAACGAUGGCGUUUCAUUGAGGAUCGGUCGGACCCGCGGUGCGAGCUGGUCCCCUACCUCGAGCUCUGCGACAGCGCUGGCCUCUCGCCCCUGGGGGGCUCGCCAGAGCCGUGGCGUGAGGAUCACGUGCCACCCGCCGAGUUCGCCGAGCACUUCGAGAGCGAGUCCUACGGGAGGAUCCUCGUCAGGUGCCCGCACUCGCGCUGGAAGACCCUCUUCGAGCGGAAGUGGAAUGACCCAACUGAGCACAUCAACACCAAGGAGGGCAGGGUGAUGCUGGCGGGACUUCGGCGUGCCUGCCGCAACCCGCGCUGCCACAAGAAGCGGCUCCUUUCCCUCUCCGACAGCCUGGUCGCCUGUUGCGCCUUUGAUCGAGGGCGUGGGCGAGGCGCGGAGAAGACCAACUGGGGCCUUCGCUAUCUUGGCCAACGGGCAGCAGCUCUGCAGAUCGCCUGCGAUAUCCAGUGGGCGACUCGACACCUCGAGGGAGUUCGCAACCCCACGGACGCGGGCUCUCGCCGUUUUGACGGAGGUGCUGACCCGACGGAGAAGGCGCGCAACCUCGGCUUGGAGCGGGGCGGUCAUGACAUGGCUAUCGAGGCCCCCAUCAUCGAGUACGGCGCCCCGCAGGACUUCUACGGGGCCUCCCACGGGCACUUCAAGGGCUUUAGCGUGUUCUUCGGCUCCCGACAGGACCUCCUCAGGGACUCCAUCAAGGCCUCCAAGCCCAAGGGCUACGACUUGAACCGCACGCUGCGCUUUAGGAGAGGGGCGAUCUUUUUGGAGCUGUUCGCGGGCCACGAGGGCCUCACCAGGGCCGUGGCCUCUCUAGGCGUUCCAAGUGGAGAAGGUAUCGAGCUCUCGAAAGGCCCCGAGUAUGACCUCUUGGACCCCGGCAUCAGGCUCGGCGCUCGACGACAGCGUCUCGCGCGCCCGCCUGCUGCGCGACACGGGCCUGCCCCUCUGCCUCGGAACCUGGUCGAGAACAGCGUCUCGGCCACCACCCUGCACACCUACAAGGCGGAGGUCGGCGAGUUCGAGGCUUGGGCAGCUGGCAGGGUGCGCAGCCUCCGCACGCACGAGGCGGCAGACUCUGCGAUGUCGGACUACUUCGAGUGGCUCUACGCCCAGAGAGAGCAGCCGCAGAUUGGCAGGUGGGCCCUGUACGGCUACGCGCUGCUGAGGCUCUCGCAUCUGGGCCGCGGAGGGCACGUCCUGCCCAGGGCCAAGGCAGCUCUUCGAGGUUGGAUUCGCCAGAUGCCCGGUCGCAUUCGUGACCCUUGUCCCAUCGAGGCGGCCUGGUUGAUAGUUCAGUGGCUUCUUCUCAAGAAUCAAGCUUUCUACUUCUGGUGUGCCCUUGCUGUGGUGUUGCAAGUGGAUACCUAUGUCCGCCCGGGCGCCUUGAUGGGCAUCAAGCGAGAAGACCUAUUGCCCCCAAUUCGCCAACGUGGCUCACGCUACACCGAUUGGGGCCUCGUUCUCUCUCCCAGCACCCGAGCUGGCAAGACCAAGUCUGGCGAGCAAGAUGACACGUUGGUCAUUGGUAUCCUCGACCGCACCUUUGUGAAGGAUGUGGCCGCUUUCUUGCAUGGGUCCGCUCACGAUGGUGAGCGAGUCUUCCGCCACCUCACACUCCCGUCUUACGAGAAGUCCAUCAAAGAAGCCUCAGAGGCGCUGGAGCUGGAUGCCCUGAGGAUUGUGCCGCAUUGUUUCCGACACACUGGCCCCUCGACUGAUGCCUAUCUCAAUGCCCUCAGCAUCCAGCAGAUUCAAGAUCGUGGAAAAUGGAAGUGCCCCGCCUCGGUGAGGCGCUACGAGAAGCACGCAGCUCUUCUACGUCAGUUGCACAAAAUGACACCCCGCCAGCGGCGGGAGGCUAUUGCUGCCGGUCGACAACUCCCGGACCUGCUCAAGCACGCUUUUCGCCAGUAUCGUUAA
Molecule: messenger RNA, 3459 nt
Organism: Prorocentrum cordatum
Lineage: Eukaryota; Dinophyceae; Prorocentrales; Prorocentraceae
Source: the annotation of a GenBank genome assembly